AUGGCGGCGCCAAGUAGCGGUGUGAACUGUGAGGAGUUCGCCGAGUUCCAGUUGAUGGCGGCUCAUGCCAGUAGGGACAAAGUCAUUAAAAAUUGUAUAGCUCGGACCUCAUCAGUAGUAAAAAGUCUCCGAGAAGAAAGAGAAAAGAAUCUGGAUAAUUUAACAUUAUUAAAGCAACUUAGGAAAAAACAGACAAAGUUGAAACGGAUGCAGUCAGAACUAAGUGUUGAAGAAGUGGUAAAUGACAGAAGCUGGAAGGUGUUUGACUAACGCUGCCGAAUUCACUUUAAGCCUCCAAAGAAUGACUAGAAAGGUACUUUUUCUAAAAGGACUGAGUCAUCACCUAAGAGCUAUAAGCAUGACAGAUAUCAACAGGGUAGGCUUCCUAGGAUGAUUUCUGAGCCAACAGUCCAAGACCUUUUGUUGAUUUCAGCCCCACUUAACCAAGACCUCAAGUAUAAAUAAUUCUGAUAAUUAUGGAGAAAUC
Sorex fumeus (smoky shrew) is the source of this 487-nucleotide messenger RNA. RefSeq names its product protein MIX23-like. The transcript has a single exon. Bases 1 to 270 code for a protein of 89 amino acids. Lineage: Eukaryota; Metazoa; Chordata; Mammalia; Eulipotyphla; Soricidae. Gene Ontology annotation, cellular component: mitochondrial intermembrane space; mitochondrion. The record is from RefSeq and is a predicted model, not a curated record.